GCACCAUCAGAAUUUCGAAGAAAAAUUCAACAACCAUGCACAAAGCUGAGCUCAGAAUCAAGCAAGGCUUUAAAGGAAUUAGCCUCAGCCAUCAAAAACAUGACACACCCAUCUUCUUGUGAUCUCCAUCUUCAAAACUCCAAAGCAGCUGCUGAGGAAUUGAAAAUUGCAUUAGAGGCUUCUCCACCA
Molecule: messenger RNA, 189 nt
Organism: Ilex paraguariensis (yerba mate)
Lineage: Eukaryota; Viridiplantae; Streptophyta; Magnoliopsida; Aquifoliales; Aquifoliaceae
Source: the annotation of a GenBank genome assembly